Molecule: messenger RNA, 1296 nt
Organism: Manihot esculenta (cassava)
Lineage: Eukaryota; Viridiplantae; Streptophyta; Magnoliopsida; Malpighiales; Euphorbiaceae
Product: 1-aminocyclopropane-1-carboxylate oxidase
Exons: 4
Coding region: 118-1056 (312 amino acids)
Source: RefSeq, a predicted model, not a curated record
UGAAACGCCUAUAAAUUGCAAGCCCUUUCAACUUCAUUUCACACAAUAGAGCUACAAAAAUAGAGAGAUCGAGAACAUAUUGAGAGAAGUUUUAUUGUUCUAGACUGAGAAAAGAAAAUGGAGACUUUCCCUGUUAUUGACCUAUCAAAGCUGAGUGGUGAAGAGAGAAAACCAACCAUGGAGAUGAUCCAAGAUGCCUGUGAGAACUGGGGCUUCUUUGAGUUGGUGAACCAUGGAAUAUCCCAUGAGCUGAUGGACACUGUGGAGAGACUGACGAAGGAGCAUUACAAGAAGUGUAUGGAGCAAAGGUUCAAAGAAAUGGUGGCCAGUAAUGGUCUGGAGGCCGUUCAGUCCGAAAUCAAUGACUUGGACUGGGAAAGCACUUUCUUUUUGCGCCACCUUCCAGUCUCCAACAUGGCUGAAAUCCCUGAUCUUGAUGAAGAAUACAGGAAGACCAUGAAGGAAUUUGCAGUGGAACUGGAGAAACUAGCUGAGCAAUUUCUGGAGGUGUUGUGCGAGAAUCUUGGGUUGGAGAAAGGGUACCUGAAAAAGGCCUUCUACGGGUCGAAAGGGCCAACCUUUGGUACAAAAGUCAGCAACUACCCUCCCUGUCCAAAACCAGACCUUAUCAAGGGACUGAGGGCCCACACAGAUGCAGGCGGCAUCAUAUUACUAUUUCAAGAUGAUAAGGUAAGUGGCCUCCAGCUCCUCAAGGAUGGGCAAUGGUUUGACGUGCCACCUAUGAAACAUUCCAUCGUCAUCAAUAUCGGUGACCAACUCGAGGUAAUUACGAAUGGCAAGUACAAGAGUGUGAUGCACCGUGUGAUUGCUCAAACAGAUGGUACGAGAAUGUCCUUAGCCUCAUUCUACAACCCAGGGAGUGAUGCUGUCAUCUACCCAGCUCCCGCUUUGGUUGAGAAAGAGGCAGAGAAGUCUCAAGUGUAUCCUAAAUUUGUGUUCGAGGACUACAUGAAGCUCUAUGCAGGCCUCAAGUUCCAAGCCAAGGAGCCCAGGUUUGAAGCCAUGAAGGCCAUGGGUCCUAUUGCAACUGCUUGAGACUUAUCUAGGAUACUAUGAUCAAAUCAGCUCUAGUUUGUGUUGGUGUGUGUGUGCAUGUUUCUGUAAUAAAAACCAAUUAGGCCCUACUGAUGGUGAGAUUACUGUACUGAUUAGGAGUGUGGAACUUUGAUUUGUGUAACUAAAUAACUAAUUAUGCUGGCCCAAAGCUUGGUCUCCACAUGUAAUACGUACUGUGUCUAUAUGAUCGAUGUUUGGUUUGGCUCUCUGUUUUUACAA